AUGGAGGUUUCUACGCUUCCCGUUGAGCGGCGCGCUUCCCCCUCGCCCGGUUCGGACGACAUGGUGCACAAAGACGAGCACGAUCUCACGCCCACCCAGUCCGCCUCUACACCGCUCGUCAAACCUCGCGCAAACAAUUCGGUGCUGCUCAUCCUUGCCGCUGGAUGUGCGCUGCUGUCGGACGGCUACCAGAACUCGCUCAUGACGAUGGCCAAUGUCGUCUUUCGCACGCGCUUCGGCUCGAAAGUCUACACCUCGGCCGUCUCGACGCGCAUCUCGAACGCCUCGCUUGUUGGUGCUAUCAUUGGACAGAUCAGCGUCGGUAUCAUCUGCGACCGCAUAGGGCGCAAAGCAGGCGUGACCAUCACCACGAUCCUGCUCGUCACGGGCGCCAUCUUUGCUACCGCCGCCUACCCCGUCGGUGGCAACCCACAGAACAUGUUUUGGUGGCUCACUGUUGCUCGUGGUGCCACCGGCGUUGGAAUUGGAGGUAAGUCCCAAUCCCCCUUCCACCACCACAGUGCGAAAACUGACAAUGUGUUAUCAGGCGAGUACCCUGCCUCCAGCACAGCGGCGAGCGAAGCAGCCAACGAACGCUUGGGCAAGAAACACCGCUCGCAAGUCUUUAUCCUGGUCACCAACCUCGUGCUCGCCUUCGGCAACAUCGUCUCUCUCAGCGUCUUUAUGAUCGUCCUAUCCGCCACUGGCUACCGCAACACCACCGACGCUGCAGGAUUCCACAAGCUCGGCAUCAUCUGGCGCGUAACCUUCGGCUUUGGCGCACUCUUCCCGCUCAUCAUCUUUUACUUCCGCAUGCUCGUCAUGAACGCCAGCCUUUAUCGCAAGACCGCCAUGCGCAAAAAAGUUCCCUACAUGCUCGCGCUUAAACGAUACUGGCCAAGACUCCUAGGUACUGCGGGUGUCUGGUUCAUCUACGACUUUGUCGUCUUCCCGCUUAACGUCUUUUCGGGAAGCAUUAUCGCCUCGAUCCUUAAGACUCCAACGCUGCUCAAGACCGCGCAGUACCAGAUGCUGCUUUCGUCAAUUGCAAUUCCGGGCGUCUUUGUGGGCGUUGCACUUCUGCCCCACUUGGGCUCGCGCAAGACCUUUAUGCUCGGUUUUGGCGGUUUCCUCGUACUUGGCCUCAUCAUCGGCUGCGCAUACGACCGCGUCAUGUCCUCUACCGUCGCCGCCGUCAUCCUCCUCGGUCUGAUCAGCAGUAGUGGUAACGCCGGGCCCGGGAAUCUUUGCGGAUUAGUCAGCAGCGAGUCAUACCCCAGUGCCUUGAGGGGACAGGCGUACGGUGUUUCUGCCGCUAUCGGCAAGGUGGGUGCCGCAAUCGGGACGCAGGUCUUCACUCCCAUCCAGGAGCAUGCCGGGAAGCGCUGGGUGUUUAUCAUCUCGGCGAUUUUGGGUCUGAUCGGUAUCGCGCUCGUGUACUUCUUCAUCCCCGAGACGACGCGCUUCGAUCUGGCCGACGAGGAUCGAGCCUGGCUGCAGUACCUUGUGGACAAUGGUUGGGAUGGCGACAUUGGCGAUGGAUCCGAGGGCGUAGUCAACGCAAAGCAGGCGCUCGAGCGCGUGCGAGAGGCCGAGUACAAGCCCAAGAACACCGACGACGAGGAGUCGGUCGGCUCGCAAAAGUAG
Molecule: messenger RNA, 1647 nt
Organism: Moesziomyces antarcticus
Lineage: Eukaryota; Fungi; Basidiomycota; Ustilaginomycetes; Ustilaginales; Ustilaginaceae
Product: MFS Git1p-like glycerophosphoinositol permease
Exons: 1
Coding region: 1-1647 (548 amino acids)
Biological process (GO): carboxylic acid transport; transmembrane transport
Cellular component (GO): plasma membrane
Molecular function (GO): carboxylic acid transmembrane transporter activity
Source: RefSeq, a predicted model, not a curated record